GGACUGAUACCGGACGUAGUAGUGGAGGACAAGCAGAGAAAGGAGGCCGUAGCGAUAUAUCUAGCUAUAACAAGUGAUGACAAAUUCAGCUAAAGAAAUACCAAUACAGCUAAUUUUAAUGUUUUAAGUCAUAUCCUAAGAAAUUUAAUCAUUUAAUCCAUGAGUGUAACACGGUGAACAAGAUGUUUAUCAGCAAAAUACCUAAUGUGUAGUGAAAUGUAAAACAAGCAUUUUUUUUGUACCUUUAUGCGUCAUGGUAACUCGUGUUUUCUGCGGGAGGUGCCAGUGUUGCCCAUUAAAUAAUACCUACAACAAUGCAACGUGCUCACAAAAAGAAAAAAAACGCGCACUGGUGGAGCGAUGCGGGAAACUUCAGGAACGAAGCCGUGAGUGCGUCACCGUCUCAAUCCACCAACCAAGUGAUGCUAAUGUGCCCGUUCGGGCCCGAGUUUGUUUACACUGAGGCACGCACGCGCAGCUAGCAAACACUAAUCGUGUGCUAGCGUCACCUCAGCGCUGAUAUCCGUCCCAGCUAUCCGCUGAUGUUUUACGUCAAAACCGUGCCAGCCCUCAAACGGGCGAGCGCGGACAUUCACUUUAAACGGUUAGUCUUAAACCGAGCAGUCCGUUGCACCGUGACCUCCAGUUCGCCAGCCCAGACGGAGCAUGACGGUGUCAGAAGCCGCGGCGGGUCAGAGUGUCCCGGACUGUCUGGGAGAGGAGGGAGAAGGAGAGAAGGCGCCGCCGCUGCUAAUGAGAUCUCCGUAGACUUUGAGCAGACCCGGGAGGCUUACAAGAGCAAAGACUCAUUAGAGCUGCUCAGAAGUUUGGUGGUUUUCAAACUUUGUUCAUAUGACUUCCUGGUUGAUAAGAACAAAGAGAUAAUGGAUCUAGCUAAGAAGAUUCUAGGCCAGAAAAGCUUUGACCAGUUUAUGAAGAUGACAUUUUAUGGUCAGUUUGUGGCUGGUGAGGACCACAAUGAUAUCAAGCCACUGAUUCAGAAGAACCAUUCCUUCGGCGUCGGCUCUGUCCUGGACUAUAGUGUUGAGGAAGACAUCAGUCAGGAGGAAGCGGAGCGGAAAGAGAUGGACUCAUGUGUGUCUGCUGCAGAGAAAGAGAACAUAGGCAAGGACCACAGAGAGAGAAAAUAUCAAGUGCACAAACAAUUCAGCGACCGCCGUGGGGGAGUGACCGGAGCCCGCACGUAUUUCUAUGCUGACGAGGCCAAAUGUGACCAACAUAUGGAAACCUUUAUCAAAUGCAUCAAAGCGUCUGGUGGGAGUUCAAUGGAUGGUUUUUCUGCCAUCAAAAUGACUGCACUAGGACGACCUCAGUUUCUGCUCCAGUUCUCAGAGGUGCUGGUGAAAUGGCGGCGGUUUUUCACCUUCCUAGCAUCGCAGCAGGGUAAAGAUGGCUUGGAGGCCUUAGAGCAGAGGCUGGAGCUUACACAACUGCAGGAAUUCAUGACAAAACUGGGUGCAAAUGGUGACUUCUACGGCUGGUUUACAGGAAGGAAAGAGGACUCGACAGGAUGCAUUGACAUGCUUGACUGGAACAGCCUAAUAGAUGACAGAACAAAGAUAUCGGAUCUGCUUGUUGUUCCAAAUGUAGAGCUAGGUAAGCUGGAGCCUCUGCUAGGGAAGUUCACUGUAGAGGAGGAGCAACAAAUGAAGUGGAUGUUACAGCGUGUAGAUGUCUUGGCGAAGCAUGCCCUAGAGAGUGGUGUUCGUUUGAUGGUGGAUGCAGAGCAAACCUAUUUCCAGCCAGCCAUUAGCAGACUAACACUGGAGAUGCAGAGGACCUACAACAGAGAAAAGCCUGUCAUUUUCAACACCUAUCAAUGCUACCUAAAGGAGGCCUAUGACAAUGUAACUAUGGAUGUAGAAUUGUCUCGACGUGAGGGUUGGCACUUUGCUGCCAAGCUGGUGCGUGGGGCCUACAUGUAUCAGGAGCGAGAAAGGGCCAAAGAGAUUGGAUAUGAAGACCCUAUUAACCCUGACUAUGAGUCAACCAAUAGGAUGUACCACAGGUGUUUGGACUAUGUGUUGGAUGAGAUUGCACUCAACAGAAAAGCAAAUGUAAUGGUGGCUUCCCACAAUGAAGACACAGUGAAACACACCUUAACAAGAAUGAAUGAGCUGCGUCUCAUUCCCACAGAAAACAAGGUAUACUUUGGUCAGCUACUGGGCAUGUGUGAUCAAAUCAGCUUCCCACUGGGCCAGGCAGGCUUCCCUGUCUAUAAGUAUGUUCCCUAUGGACCAGUGAAUGAGGUGAUGCCCUACCUGUCUCGGAGAGCACAGGAGAACCGAGGCUUCAUGAAGGGGGCCCAGAAGGAGAGGGAACUGCUUUGGAAAGAGCUGAAACGGAGACUUGCCUCUGGAGAGCUUCUAUACAAACCAGUGUACUGAAAACAGAAGAAAAGUUUUAGUAAAGAUUAUUGAGGGUUUCUUUCUCUGGUUCUUUGGUUACUGUUCAUUAUCAUAGCUGCUUCUUCUGUCUUUUUUUUUUUUAGCACAUGUCUUGUUUUACUCUAUAUUUUGAAGGGUUUUUUUUUUACUCAUGGACUGUUUGCAUAGGUCACCAAUUUUCCUUUUUCCUACUAGUGUUUUUCAGCAUUCUGCUCUUGCAGGAUUUUAUCCACCUUCACUCCAUUCACUCCUAUUCUCCACCUCUGCAUCCAUAAGCAUUUCUCAUUUUGUCUUCCCACUGUCUGUAGAGCUCUAAUAUCCAUCAAAUGGGCAUCUUUACUGCUCCAGAAGGACUUCCUAAAAUGUCAACAAGACUGGGCUGGGCAUCUUUUUUAUUGCUCUAUUUAUUUUCAAGAAGAACGGGAAUCAUAAGAAUAACAUGCUUGAUAUAAAUGUUAGCAUUAAAUUAUAUUGGUAUAUGUACUGUAUAUGUGCUUCUCAGUACUGUAUGUUUGUUUUUGAGGUUGCACUGACAUUUUUAAAACAAUAAGUCUAUGUGUAAUGAAGAAGUAUAACUGCCUCGUCAAAGCACAUCUCUCUUCUUCGUCUUUGUUAUUAUAUUCACUAAGAGAAGUUAUAUUUUUGCCCACAGUAUGUGUUCUAUACUCAGACUAAAAUUUUCCCCAAUUUUGGUCAAUUCAUGUCCAAAUCUUGAUUUUAAAUCCAACUCUUAACUUAAUUCAGGUCAAUCCCAGAUCUCUUAACCAUCUGUCUGCUCAGUCUCAUAAGUAAUUGUUAAACAUUAUAGUUUCCUACCUAUUAAUAGUUUUCUUCCUUCCCUGUGAUUGUGGAUCUGUUUCUAUGGUUAAUAGGCUGAGUACUGAUGACAUACUGGUGGAGAAGUGAACGUUUAAAUCUGGGUCUCUGUUAUAGUGGAAUUGUUGAGGCUCUUUCUCCUUGUUUGCGGCUUGGUGAUGUGGGCAUUUUCUGUCUUGUUUCUCCAUCUUGACUGAUCUACAGCAUGCCCUUAUCCAUUUGGGGUGUCUAUAAAGCAAGCUAAAUCUUGUCUCAAGAGGCCGAAAGCCCCCUGAAUCUGGCAUUGAUAUCUGUUUUUCUGGUCUGUCUGACAGACUGGACCUCUUACAACAAAGAGACCUCCUAGCAUGUUGGAGCACUAUCUAUUACAUUAGAUGACUCUGUGCAAUUCUGAUUUUUGACCAUGUAAAUAUGUUUAAUGCAGAUUGUAUUUGUUAAAUUUGCAUCUUACCUGAUAUGCUUGUGAAAUUGCUAAAGUAUGUGAACUCAUGCAUAUUUUUUAUGUCCUUGACGGAAAUGCUAUAGCUUUGAACUGUUUGUACAGCUUGAGUUGUUUGAGGUUUUAAUUUGGUGACAUAUUCUGCUUGGUUAUUGAUGCACAAUUAGUAUUUGAGUCAGAGGGUAACCAAGCUUCAUGAUAAUUAUGGCCUUGUCAUUUUAUGAGAGCAGUCAGUGCUCUGUAGACCAUCAUUUAAUUACCCAUGAUGCUACGCUCAAUACAGAUCACAGAAAUUGGAUGCAUUAAUCAUUACUCAGAAGAAACUUUAGUGGCUGUUCAGUUUUACUGAGGCAGAGCACCGCAGAGGUGUCACUGUUGCUGUGUUCUAUCAGUUUAAUUAAGAAUCAAGUCUACUUUUGAUGUAAGAUGUGCCGUUGGGUAUACAUUUGCCAAUAAAUCCCUUCUUAUAGGGCAGUGGA
This is a messenger RNA of Oreochromis aureus, 4142 nucleotides long. RefSeq names its product proline dehydrogenase (oxidase) 1b (gene prodhb). Gene Ontology annotation, cellular component: mitochondrion. The record is from RefSeq and is a predicted model, not a curated record. The transcript is spliced from 14 exons. NCBI's taxonomy places the organism in Eukaryota, Metazoa, Chordata, Actinopteri, Cichliformes, Cichlidae. The coding region runs from base 543 to 2408 and encodes 621 amino acids. Gene Ontology annotation, molecular function: FAD binding; proline dehydrogenase activity.